GUGCCGUGUCCGUCCGGGCAGCGCGUCUGGCGCGUCGUGUCGUCCGGACGUCGUUUGGCGCGCUCGCGCGGUGCGGCCAGCGCGAGUGACAGUGCGGAAAGUGACAGUGACAGUGUCAGUGACAACCCAGUGCGUCAGUGUGGUCGUCGGAUAGAUUCACUGUGAGGAUUGAUACUUUUCACGACCGUGUGUGUGUUUUUAGUGUGUAGCCAUAGUUGUGCGCCAGGACGCGUUCGUAGUGUACCCGUUUUUAUUUUCUUCAAAAUUUGACCCAGUGCUGCUUAUUUCUCUUAGAGUUUUGUUUUGAUUAGUGUUUUGCUGUUUUGUUCUGUGCUAUCAUUUCUCGGCUCGUUCGCGGCCUCGAGUUUCCGAUUUGUUGCUUUGCGCGCUGUUAGUGUGUGACCGUUUGGAUUUAUUGUUGUGGCUUCUGAGGCUCCGAGCUCGCUCACCCGGCGCAUAGGAUAACUGUUCAUGUGAGUUCAGGUGUGACGUCGAACCCGCGGAACGGAUACACUCUCUUCUGUGAGCGGGGACGCGGGUCGAGCUGUCGUUGUCGUCUUCAACUUUUUGGGGGCGGAUGCGACGAAGCCCCCGCAUCCCGGCCGCGCCUCUCCUUCUCGACCCCGGCAGCCCUCCCGGACGGACCGUCAUCUGCCUCCCCAGGCCGCCGUCAACGUCGUCAACGCCAUCCUCGUGACAGCCAUGGAAGUGCGCGAGUGUUCAGUCAAGUGAAAUUUUUUUUUAGUGAUACAAGCAAUCCAGUGAUACAAAGCCAAAGUGAUAAGUCCGCGGCCGCGAUGCCGCAGUGAGUGCCGCGAGUGCAGUGAGUGCGAGUGAGUGCUUUUCCCGUCUCCUCGCCGUGCGACCCCCAGACGGGUCGCGCACCCCUGCCGCCACCAUUGCGGAGCUGCAGUACUUCCCCGUGGACGAGCCCCACGGCCACGGCGCCGGCCUCGGCGCCCCCACCAAGAUCGAGUCCCAGUCCGUGUGCGACUCGGUGGCGGAGGGCAUGAGCUCGUACUUCGCCAACGCCUACAUGCCGCCCCACACCGACAUGAGGAACGGGGGCGUGAGCUCGGAGCACCCCCACCAGCACCAGCACUACGGCGCGGCCGUGGCGGGGCCGCCCAUGGACCCGUGCGGGGUCAACGGCGACAUGCGGCAGGGCGUGGUGCCCCCGCACGGGCCGCCGCACCACUACCCCACGACGGGCGGCCACCCCCAGGGCAUGCCGUACCCCAGGUUCCCGCCGUACGACCGCGUGGACAUCCGGAACGCGGCGUACUACACGGCGCAGGGCGGCAUGAUGGAGGACACGGGCUACCGGCCCAACUCGCCCUCACCCAUGCAGCACAUGCAGCACGGCCCCCACGGCCCGCCCAACGGCCACCAGACCGCCGUGGCCCCCGUCGUGUACGCCAGCUGCAAGCUGCAGGCGGCGGCCGUGGGUCCCGGGGGCGUCAUCGGCGGCCCCGUCAGCCCGCCGCUGGACGCGGGCAUGAACUCCCACAGCCACCACCAACAGCACCACCACAUGGUGAACCACCAGCAGCCGCCCCCGCCGCCCCACCAGGCGGUGCAGCAGCCGCCGCCCCAGGCGCAGCACCAGCAGCAGCAACAGCCCCCGCAGCCCCAGCACCACCCCCAGCAGACGCCGCCGCACCACAUGAUGUACAACAACGUGAACCCGGCGGUGAACGGCGGCGGCAUGCCCCCGCACCCCCACCACCAGCAAGUCAUGUCCCCUCACCAAGCACCCCCUCAGGGGCCGCCCCCCUCGGCGCAGCAGCAGCAACAGCAGCAGCAGAACAACAACAACAGCUCGCUACCGUCGCCGCUGUACCCGUGGAUGCGGAGUCAAUUUGAUAAACACAACGGCUCCGGAGACUAUGAGCGGAAGCGGGGUCGACAGACCUACACGCGGUACCAGACGCUGGAGCUGGAGAAGGAGUUCCACUUCAACCGCUACCUGACGCGGCGCCGGCGCAUCGAGAUCGCGCACGCCCUGUGCCUCACGGAGCGACAGAUCAAGAUCUGGUUCCAGAACCGGCGCAUGAAGUGGAAGAAGGAGAACAAGACCAAGGGCGAGCCCGGUUCCGGGGACGGUGACGGUUCAGGCGAACUAAGCCCACAGACUUCGCCUCAGUGAGAUGAGGCCCCGGAAGAGCAUACGUUGUUCUUCCACCACUUUUAGUCAUUCUUCAUGAUAGUCACCUUGGCGACACCCGCGGUGUCGGUGUCUGUGUGUGUGUGUAUGUGUGUCUGUGUCUCACCCAGUGGCCACAAGGACGGACAAAUGCUGCCUUCGGUGGCCGCUAUUUUGUGCAGGACGCUUUUCAAGAGGAGCCCGUGAAAGUGAAUGUGUGAAUGAGAGAAUGGGAGCGUGAUUCGCUGCGAAACAAAGUGAUAUUUCUACUUCUUCUCGUUUUUAAGCAGGUCGGGCACGGUCCUAGUGUUUCGGCCGUGCCUGCUAGUGAAAUAAAUGGAUGUGUUCUUUUUUAUCCGAGUCGUAUGCAGCCCCAGUAUUCAAUAAUGCCAGCUUGCGCGUAAACGAAUAGGUUGAUUUGGUCAACCGUUAAUUUUAACGCACUUCAUAGUGUAAAUUUGGCGCAAAUCACGGGAUUUGCAAGAGUCUUCUUUAUUUGAAUUCCCAUUGUUUUCUCUCUUGAAUCUCUGUUGGGCUGUCCGGUUCGUAAGGAAUCGAAAGAAAAAUAAACACUCGAAAAAUGAGAACACAAUCAUUAUAAGCGAGUGUCCUCGACUCUCACUCGUUCUUUUCACGCUUCUUGCUCUUGACUACACUCUCCUUCUCUCAAAGAAGGUACCUCAACCAAAGAAAUUAUUUUACGGUGUAGUUAUAGGAGGUGAGCACAUUGUGAUUAAGGUGGUAAUAAAAUUGCGGUGUGCUUCUAUAUCGGUGCAAUGAAGCGAGUGAUUUCGUGUUCAAUUCUUAAAACGGGUGCACUUUAUGUAAAAAUUGAACAGUUAUUUGGAAAACUUCUUCGCUGGCCUGGUUGGUGGUACCCUGGAUUAGCCACCUCCAGAGCCCCGGCGUUGGAGUUAGGAAUCCAGUGUUGCGUGUGUGUGCUCAAGCUGGACUUCAACCCGCCCCACCCGGCCGGACAACCAUGUGAGUAUUAAAACCGACUACCUGAAGGAGACUCUUGCAAGUGCCUAGCUGCGUAUACGUAUCUUACCCCCUCGUUGUUGAGUCCCAAAAAUUAGGUGGUAGGAUGGCAAGGGUCUUUACGUAGACAUUUAAGUCAACAACUCGGGAGCUUUGGCUGUUUCAAUAACCUCAAAUACGUAAUUAAAGUGAGCGCUGAAUACGUAAUAAUUGUCCGCUGUAUUGUCGAAAAGAGCAAAUAUAUGUAUGUAUUUUUUUCAAUGCUUUAAAUUUUGACGUUUAAGUGUACAAGUAAUGUGUUAUUUGCGUAAAUAAGGAUAGUUAUUCUAUGUGUUGUAGUAAAUUUUUAAAAAACGAGAAAAUGAAUUCGCUAUUAAAAGUUAGCAAAUUAUUUGGUUUUUGCCAGUAACUCAAUUGAAAGUGAAUUUGGCGCUGCGGUGGGAGAAAAAGAACUCCAGUUCAAUGGGAAAAUUUCGGUGCUUAUAAGUUUUAGAAGUGCAGGGGUAAGUUGCUUGUAAAAUUCGUGCAUUGCAUAUCUUAGCUAAAGAAGGAAAAUGGUUGCCCUUCUAUUCGGUCAAACGCGUGCCAAAAAUACAUUUCAGUUGAGUUAUCUGUGUUUUUGUUAAAGCCCCGGUCACGGUGGCAAACAUACCACAGUUCCUAGGACUCGCAAAGUGUCAACAUUAAAUACUUUAUUCGUACAUACAUUCUUAAAAUUAUGUUGUCCUGCGCAUCCUUUAAAGGGCAUGUCUGUUAUAUUUGUUAAGUGUUGCCUGUUUUCCCUCCACAAAUUUGAGAAAGUCCAGUAUGGACGAUUCCCCCACGGCGUGCGGGGGAGGGUGGCGGUGCCCUCGUGCGAGUGUAGCGCCUGCUGGGUAGGCAGAGGGUGGCGGGCGAUUGGCAAGCCUGGGCCGCAGCAGCCGAGCCACCCCCGCACGCCCUGGUCUUACGUACGGAAUCGCCCCUUUUAAUUGCCUCACGUAAGGAUCUUUGCAACACUGAUUAAUUUAAUUGAGUCACUCAUUUUCGGCCUACUUGAAUGAUGAGCCCAAAACCAGAGCCGGAAAUAAGUAAAACAAAUAUCGUUCUUGCGUAAGCUGGAAAGACUGACCUCUAUAGUCUAAAGUAUGCCAUAUUAGGGUAUAUGAUGUGUAACACUCGGUACCAGUUAAUACAUUAUACAGAGCCAUGUGAUAUUUUAUGUCGUACAAAUAGUGUCGGAAGGCGCCCUACCGACGGUUUUCUCCUACUCUAUGCACUCUGUACUCUUUGUUCAAUCGACAGCACUAGUGGUAUGGUUUGAAGUUUUAGGGAACAGUUUGCAGUAACAUCCCAUGGCGGUUAGUGUGAACUGAGCUCUUUUAUUUUCACAAUCGUUGUAGAAUCAAUUUUGUUUCGCUGUCACAUUUGUUUGAAUUAAUAUACACAAUAAUGUGCUUCUAGUCCUUCAUUGUACAUAUGUAGCGUUUAUACUUACUUAGAUGUAAAAAUUGUACCACAGGGUGUACAAAACCUAUUGCUGUGUAUAUGUCCGUUUUUAUUUUUUAUAUUAAAUUGAGCUUUUGGAACACCCUGUUCUUGUUUUGUUUUCCGAAUGGUACAUAGUGCAUAGGAGCAGAGGAAACGAGGAAGUCAGGUUCGUUUCCAGUAAUGUCACGUCAUGUAUACGAACGCUUCUGUCGUAAUUCUGUAAAAAAAUUGCAACUGGUUUGUAGGUAUCUUGAUUUUAAACUUUAUGCUCAAUAACUUUUACGCCAGAUUGGAUAUUUUUAAAAGGAUUUCGAGUAUUACUGACGUGCUACAACCCCCUUUAAAUACCUCAAUACGAUGUACAUUAGUUCUAUUUAUGUUUGUAGUAUAUAAUGAAGGGGUUGUCAUACUCUUGGCGUUGAAAAGUGCAAACUUGUUUAAAUUGUUUUGUUUUGAACACUCUGAUAGAACACACCUAUAACUCAUUAAUUUAUUAUUGUAGACAUGUACAUUUAGGAUAUAUCUAGUGUCCGGUUUUAAUAAAUAAAUAUAUAUAUAAAUAUAUGCAAAUUCUAUAUAUAUAGUGACGAUGCGUGUAUGUAAAGAGAGUAUGUCCCGAUUCGAAAGCCUCAAUCGUGUUUGAGAUCAAAGUGAAACAAUAAAAUAUGGUUGAAUAUGAAACGCA
Messenger RNA from Thrips palmi, 5282 nucleotides. RefSeq names its product homeotic protein antennapedia-like. Gene Ontology annotation, cellular component: nucleus. Gene Ontology annotation, biological process: negative regulation of transcription by RNA polymerase II; anterior/posterior pattern specification. Lineage: Eukaryota; Metazoa; Arthropoda; Insecta; Thysanoptera; Thripidae. Bases 1010 to 2149 code for a protein of 379 amino acids. The record is from RefSeq and is a predicted model, not a curated record. Gene Ontology annotation, molecular function: RNA polymerase II cis-regulatory region sequence-specific DNA binding; DNA-binding transcription factor activity, RNA polymerase II-specific. The transcript has 6 exons.